Molecule: messenger RNA, 591 nt
Organism: Closterium sp. Naga37s-1
Lineage: Eukaryota; Viridiplantae; Streptophyta; Zygnematophyceae; Desmidiales; Closteriaceae
Source: the annotation of a GenBank genome assembly
AUGAAGGAGGCUGGGCGAAUAGACGUGCUCGUCAACAAUGCUGCUGUCUUCGCCACACGCCCCCUGGCGGACACGCCGCUCUCCGAUUGGCGCGUGCUGUUCGAGACGAACCUGCUCGGCGUCGUUGCGAUGGCCCAGGCUGUGUUCCCGCACAUGGCCAAGAGGAAGCAGGGACUCGUUAUAAGCUUCUCCACCGUCCCCACACUCUUACUUUUCCUGUCGUACCUUCCUCCCCUCCUCCACUCCCUCCCCUCCUCCGCUCCCUCCCCUCCUCCCUCCCUCCCCUCCUCCGCUCCCUCCCCUCCCACCGGUUCCCGCGCUUGCCACAGCCCCAUGGCAGCAGCCUAUUCAGCGUCCAAGGCGGCGUUGAACGCGGUGACCAACUGCAUGCGCAUGGAUAUGAAGCUGUUUUCUCGCCCCCCUCCCCGCCCCUCCCACAUGCUCCAUCUCAGGCCCAUGGCAGCAGCCUAUUCGGCGUCCAAGGCAGCGUUGAAUGCGGUGACCAAUUGCAUGCGCAUGGAGAUGAAGCCCUUCGGAGUGCGUGUCAUGCUGGCAGUUCCGGGAUUCAUCAACACCAACAUACACAGGUGA